Molecule: messenger RNA, 1487 nt
Organism: Paramisgurnus dabryanus
Lineage: Eukaryota; Metazoa; Chordata; Actinopteri; Cypriniformes; Cobitidae
Gene: cplx3a
Product: complexin 3a
Biological process (GO): neurotransmitter transport; synaptic vesicle exocytosis; regulation of neurotransmitter secretion
Cellular component (GO): terminal bouton; SNARE complex
Molecular function (GO): syntaxin binding
Source: RefSeq, a predicted model, not a curated record
AAUGAAUUUUAGUGAAAUAUGAAACACAUUAGAUCUCACCUACAUCCACCUUGAAUUUGUGUAGGCUAUAUACAUUUUUUUGCAAUGUAGUACCAGUUGAGCAAUGCCCAAAGUCUAUAUGCACUAGAGGAGAGAGAGAGAAAGAGAGGGAGAGAAAGAGAGACACGCAGACAGAGAGAGAGAGAAAGAGAAGGACGGUUCUGCAAAUUCAUCCACGCUUUGCAUGAAUAUCUAGUGUUGAAAGUUGAGGACAGGAUAACAAGGACACAUUUCUUUGUCGUGUUUUUAAGUUUGUAAGUAACUGAGAAAGAGUUUUUGAAGAGAUUAUUCCUUUGGUUUAUUAUACGAAGAAACAACAAGUCUUGUGGCUGUAUUCGACAAAGCAAAACAAUGGCUUUUAUGUUAAAGCACAUGAUAGGGGGGCAACUGAAGGAUCUUACCGGGGGUCUUGGAGAAGAAAAACCCGAAGGAGAGAAGUCUGAUGCAGGGGCCAAAGGGAUGACACAAGAAGAGUUUGAGCAAUAUCAACAACAGCUGGCUGAGGAAAAGAUGGAGCGAGAUGCCAGCGUUGCUCAGAAGAAAGCUGAACGGGCCACAGUUAGGAGCCAUUUCAGGGAAAAAUAUCGUCUUCCAAAAAGUGAGUUGGAUGACACACAGAUUCAGGCGGCGGGAGACGAUGUGGAGCUGCCCACAGAGCUCGCCAAGAUGAUCGCCGAAGACAACCAGGAGGAAGAAAGCAAGCAGUCUGUCCUGGGCCAGCUGACCAACAUUCAAAAUAUAGAUAUUGAUCAGAUUAAAGAAAAGGCUCAGAGUACCCUCGAAGACCUCAAACAGUCUGCUGAAAAAUGUGAGGUUAUGUAGCCUAGGCCUAUAUACUUUAAAGAAGCACAUGAGAGUUCACCUGCUGAUUCCAGAUCAGAUGUUUCCUUGGCUCUAAUGAUUUUAGCCACUAUUUAAAGGAAAAUGAAUAGAAAAUGAAUCAGAUCUUGAAACAGCAAGUCUGUAAUAAGAUGCAAACAUAUUUACAUUUGUUUUGUGUUUGUUGUUUUUGCAAAUAAUGUUUGCAAUGGUGUAUGCAUGUUGGCUAUGCUUUGACAAAAUGGUGAAUGAAUGCAAUAAUAAAAGAUUAAUAACUUUCCAGUGCUUGGAAUAUAUACCAACGUGUAUUUAUAUAUAAUAUUACAAACCAGUCUGGACUGUUACUAAAGUUGCUGGUAUAUGUAUUGCUAAUAUAUUUUUAAAUAGCAUGAUUUUUUAAGGAUAAAAAGAUCGUGCUUAUGUAUUUAUAGUUUUAAUGUGUACUAUGUCAUUUUAUGUGCAAUGUAAAGGGGUUAUUAGUUUAUUGGUUUCUUUUUUUCCAAAACUAUAUUAAUAAUUUAAAAAUAUAUGUUUUUAAUUUCUAUUUAUUUCUUUAUUCUUUUUUAUAAACCUGCCCUCGCAGGGAAAGCCAGUUUACUCUGAAUAAAUGCGGAACCAAGUUGAAGGUC